AUUUUCUCGAGCAGAUCUCAAAUUAGGGUUCCUUUCGUCGAACCAUCCAUGGAUAACGGUAAACGAGACAGAGAAGACAUGGAAGUCCAAACCACACCACGUAAACCCCGCGUCCUCCUCGCCGCGAGCGGAAGCGUCGCGGCCAUAAAAUUCGGAAACCUCUGCCACUGUUUCACAGAAUGGGCCGAAGUAAAAGCCGUCGUCUCGAAGUCAUCUCUCCACUUCCUCGACAAGCUCUCUCUCCCAGGGGAAGUCACUCUCUACACCGACGAAGAAGAGUGGUCGAGCUGGAACAAGAUCGGAGAUCCCGUGCUCCACAUCGAGCUUAGACGCUGGGCUGACGUCAUCGUCAUCGCUCCUUUGUCUGCUAACACAUUAGCUAAGAUUGCUGGUGGGUUGUGUGAUAAUCUGCUCACGUGUAUUAUUCGAGCUUGGGAUUAUAGUAAACCGGUUUUUGUUGCACCAGCGAUGAAUACUUUGAUGUGGGAGAAUCCUUUUACGGAGAGGCAUCUUUGUUCGCUUGAUGAGCUUGGAGUCACGCUUAUUCCUCCGAUUAAGAAGAGAUUAGCGUGUGGUGAUUAUGGUAAUGGUGCGAUGGCUGAGCCUUCUUUGAUUUAUUCCACUGUUAGGCUCUUUUGGGAGUCUCAGGCUCGUCAGCUAAGUGGUGGAACAAGUUGAAAUAAGUUGGUUGGUUCUGUUUUUUUUUAGUUUGUAAUGCUUUUGUAUUUGUAUGAAUAUUUAAGUUUAUUGCCCUAGCUGUUUGGUUC
Molecule: messenger RNA, 767 nt
Organism: Eruca vesicaria subsp. sativa (arugula)
Lineage: Eukaryota; Viridiplantae; Streptophyta; Magnoliopsida; Brassicales; Brassicaceae
Source: the annotation of a GenBank genome assembly